Babjeviella inositovora NRRL Y-12698 is the source of this 1122-nucleotide messenger RNA. RefSeq names its product rRNA-binding ribosome biosynthesis protein (gene RPF1). Gene Ontology annotation, biological process: maturation of 5.8S rRNA; maturation of LSU-rRNA. The record is from RefSeq and is a predicted model, not a curated record. Gene Ontology annotation, cellular component: nucleolus; preribosome, large subunit precursor. Gene Ontology annotation, molecular function: rRNA primary transcript binding. The coding region runs from base 45 to 923 and encodes 292 amino acids. The transcript has a single exon. NCBI's taxonomy places the organism in Eukaryota, Fungi, Ascomycota, Pichiomycetes, Serinales.
AACAGCAUCCACCCUACUCCCAACCCCACGAUAACACUUACACAAUGGCGGUCGAAAAGGAAAGACUUCAGAUGAAGAAUAAGAUGCGAAGACAAAAGCUCUUUGCAGCCUUAAAGCACGAAGAAAACAAGACCCGCCACCUGGAGAGAAAGACCAGGGCCAAGGAAGAGAGAGCCAAUCCUGAGUUGAAGGAAAAGAGAUUGGCAGAAAACGUCCCUGAUACCAUUGAGAGCAAGAGAGUAUUCGAUGAAACUAUCGGCCAGGAGUUCGAAGGCGAAGAUGACUUCAACUCAUACUUUGACGGGAAGGAGCCAAAAAUAUUGUUGACCACCAACGCCAACGCCAACAAGGUUGCCUACCAAUUUGCCGACAUCAUGAUGGAGAUUUUGCCAAAUGCCACCUUUGUCAAGCGUAAGAGAGAGUACUCCAUGAAGGACAUGGCUGAAUUCUGCAACAACAGAGACUACACCGACUUGAUCGUCAUCAAUGAGGACAAGAAGAACGUCAACGGUAUCACAUUCAUCCAUUUGCCAGAAGGGCCAACCUUCUACUUCUCUGUCUCAUCGCUCGUAGAAGGCAACAGAAUUAAAGGCCAUGGUAAAGCCACCGACCACAUUCCAGAGUUGAUCUUGAACAACUUUGCCACCAGGUUGGGUAAGACUGUGGGCAGGUUAUUCCAGUCCUUGUUCCCUCACAGACCAGAGUUCGAGGGGAGAAACGUCAUCACCUUGCAUAACCAGAGAGAUUACAUCUUCUUCAGAAGACACAGAUACGUGUUCCGUAACGAAGAGAAGGUUGGUUUGCAGGAAUUGGGCCCUCAGUUUACCUUGAAGUUGAGAAGAAUCCAGAAGGGGGUCAAGGAGGAGGUCGAGUGGGAACACAGACCCGACAUGGAUAAGGACAGAAGAAAGUUCUACCUUUAGGAUUCGCCUACGUUUCCCUUGUAUUUUAAUCACAAUAGUUCUUGGUACGCCCGGUAAAUAUUGUGUAGGCGCUAGAAACAGGCUUUUAUAGGUGUAUUCUAGACCGUGAUCAUGAAGACAUGCUGACAGGCAUUUUCUAGCAUGCGUCACACCCAGAAUAGAGGUUUUUAGCCUACAUGAAGGAGUACCGAUAACCACG